Molecule: messenger RNA, 723 nt
Organism: Anoplophora glabripennis (Asian longhorned beetle)
Lineage: Eukaryota; Metazoa; Arthropoda; Insecta; Coleoptera; Cerambycidae
Exons: 1
Coding region: 85-723 (212 amino acids)
Molecular function (GO): nucleic acid binding
Source: RefSeq, a predicted model, not a curated record
UCUUAUUUUUGCAAAUGGCGGCCAAUGUCAAAUCUGUUUUGACAUUUGUGAACUAGACAGAUGUAGAAUACAAGUGAACAAGCCAUGGAGCGAUACACUCCCCAACAACGCGGAAUAAUCGUGUCUAUUUUUUUGCGUAACAAUUCGUCUGUGGUGUUGGCGCAGCGCGAAUUCCGUCGCCGAUUCCCCGGUCGUCCGGCACCGACUGCGCAAACACUGCGCCGUUUGGCCACCAACCUUGAAGAGUAUGGGACCACACGAGACGCUGCCAAGAGUGGCCGGCCCCGGAGCGCCCGUUCUGCCGAGAAUAUCGCCGCUGUUGCCGAGGAUGUCGAGCUGUCGCCAGAAACAUCGACCAGACGCCGUGCCUCGCAAUUAGCCAUCAGCCGGUCGUCCCUAAGGCGAAUUUUGGUCAAAGACCUGCGCAUGUUGCCGUACAAAGUCCAGUCCGUGCAUCAGCUGCUGCCUGUCGAUCGCCAAACGCGUGUAACCUACGCCCAAGCCAUCCUCAAUCUCGAGGACGAAGUGGACGAUUUUUCGAGCAAAAUCAUAAUGAGCGAUGAGGCUCAUUUCCACCUCAGCGGGUACGUGAACAAGCAAAACUAUCGCUUCUGGGGCACCGAAAAUCCACGAGUGAUGCACGAGGAGCCAUCACACCCGCUCAAAGUAACUGCAUGGUGCGCUGUUCACGCUGGAGGAGUCAUCGGGCCAGUUUCAUAUUGA